UGUUUAGGACUAGCUUUGUCCGCUUAGUUUUCGCCUUGCCUCGCCUACUUUAUCUCUCUCUCUCUCUCUCUCUCUCUCUCUCUCUCUCUGUCUCCAAUUAUUUUGUCUUUAUUCCCUUUAAACAUCAACUCUUUAAACGUAAACUAGUCUGGUUUUGAGUCUGAGCUAAAGCUUAAACCAUAAUAUCUAUGAACCAGACACUUGAAAUGAGCAUCUUGCACCUCACAAGCUCCUGUCUUGAGUAUUAAUAAUAACCCAAUGCUUCAUUUCUUGAAUCUUGAGUUUGUGUUGUAGGUUGGAUUGAGGGGGGCGGGGUGUGUCUUUCUAAAUGGAUUUUGGGGUGGUGGGUUUGGAAGGGUUUGUGGGUUCAGAUACUGCAACCACUACUACUACUACGACGACGACUGCUGGUUUUACCAGUCUUGCUGCAGAUCCUGAGGCAAAGCAGAAAUGGUACGGUUCCGGGUUCCUCAAGCAAGAGAGAUCCGGCAAUAAUGAGGACGACUGGAGGAGUUUGAAACUGGCCAAAUUUGAUGAUUUUUCGACCUCCAAGGCAGCGUUGCACAACCACAGAAAUACUUUACUUAGAUCCAAUUUCUCUAUCUUCUCUGACGGACAACACCAGCAACAACAAAUGCUGAGCUUUUCUGCUCCCAAAUCAGACGCUCUUUCCGUUGAUACAGCCUCUCAAAGUGUCGCAUUCCCUUACUUUCAACUCACAUCACCUGCUUACACUAGAAACACAGGCUACAACACUGGAGGAUUUAAUGGUGCAAACAUGCAUGGGGUGUUAGCAGGAGGUAGAGGACCAUUCACCCCAUCUCAAUGGAUGGAGCUGGAACACCAGGCUUUGAUCUACAAAUACAUAACUUCAAAUGUGCUUAUCCCAUCUAAUCUUCUCAUUCCUAUAAGAAAAUCCCUUGAUUCUGCUAAUUUCUCUUUGUUCUCCGGUGGACUCCUCAGACCCAAUACAUUGGGUUGGGGGGCUUUUCAUCUUGGGUUCUCGAAUAACACUGACCCAGAGCCAGGGCGGUGUCGUAGAACAGAUGGAAAGAAAUGGCGGUGUUCAAGAGAUGCGGUUGCCGACCAGAAGUACUGCGAGCGGCAUAUGAACAGGGGACGCCAUCGUUCAAGAAAGCCUGUGGAAGGCCAAUCCGGCCAUUCCGCCGCAGCCAUCGCCCCCACCAAACUGAUGCCUACUGUCUCCUCUUCAGCAUCAGUGUUAGGGCCAACCGGUGGCAGCGGCGAAUCCAACAGCCUCGCCAUUGCACAACAGCAGUUCAAGCAUUCGCAGCCUGCUACUGCAUCUAAUCUUUCUGCGGCAGCUACACUGAACAGGUUGCUUCUGAGUAAAGACACAGUGGGUGAUACUGCACCAGGACUCACCAUGACAUCCGUGACCGGUGACUUAAAAUCAAAAGAAAACCCUUUCUUGAUCCCAAAGCAGCAGAACUCAUAUGAACAUCACUCAAGAACUGAGUUUGGACUUGUUUCCUCUGACUCACUCCUUAACCCUUCUCAUAAAAGCUCUGCCUUGAUUAAGUGCAGAAACUUUACUAGUCAAGAAACUGAAUCUCAGCAUUCCCUUCGCCAGUUCAUGGACGAGUGUUCUAAAACCCAGUCUGAUCGUUCAGCCAUUUCCUGGCCAGAAAUUGAUGUUCAAUCAGAUAGGACCCAACUCUCCAUAUCAGUACCCAUGGCUGCCUCUGAUUACAUUUCUUUUACUUCCUCUACUAACAAUGAUAAAGUAACACUAUCCCCUCUCAGAUUGUCACGUGAGUUCGAUCCCAUUCACAUGGGAUUGGGUGUGGGCAGUGUUAUUAAUGACUCAAACCAGAGGCAAGCAAAUUGGAUUCCUAUCUCUUGGGAGGCAUCCAUGGGUGGUCCUCUUGGCGAGGUAUUGCAUAGUACUAACAGCAGCACAGGUGAGUGUAAGAGCUCGUCGGCACUUAACCUCAUGACAGAGGGCUGGGAUAGUAGUCCUCGGUUAGGAUCAUCACCUACCGGUGUCUUACAAAAGACUUCCUUCGGUUCUCUUUCUAAUAGCAGUGCGGGAAGCAGUCCAACAGCUGAGCACAACAAGACACAUGAAGGUGCUAGUCUUUGCAAUAACCUCCUUGGUUCAGCCCUUGUUCAGUCUUCCUCUCUGCCUGCUUCUUGAAUCCACUUCACUAGGUUGUGGGAGGAGAAAAAUGGAGAAAUGGAAGCAUGGAUUUUUAUAUCUAUUGACAAACAUGGAACAAUUAAUUAUGAAAGCAAUAUUAUUAUGUUUAUCUUUUUUUACAUUUUGUAAUUUGUACUUUCUAGCCAUGCUUUGUUCCUAGAAAUUAGAGAUUAAACGCAGUUUGUCUAAAAUUGUGGUUUGAAACUUCAAAAUUUUUUAUUUUCAGCGUUACAUGCAAUGUGUGGUACGACUUGUUUUGGCAA
Gossypium raimondii (Peruvian cotton) is the source of this 2427-nucleotide messenger RNA. RefSeq names its product growth-regulating factor 1. Gene Ontology annotation, cellular component: nucleus. NCBI's taxonomy places the organism in Eukaryota, Viridiplantae, Streptophyta, Magnoliopsida, Malvales, Malvaceae. The transcript is spliced from 4 exons. Gene Ontology annotation, biological process: DNA-templated transcription; regulation of DNA-templated transcription; developmental process. The coding region runs from base 329 to 2161 and encodes 610 amino acids. Gene Ontology annotation, molecular function: ATP binding. The record is from RefSeq and is a predicted model, not a curated record.